CUUUCAAAUUUUCCUGCUUGUAAAAAAUGAUCUGUCAGACAUUCUAUACCUACAGCCAAAGUUGGUUGACCCAAAGUUGCAGAAGAACGGUGGGUGACUGUACAGGCAGCCAGCUGUUUUUGCCAUUUCUUACAUUUUUUGAAAUUUGCUAGCUGACAUGCCAUACUUACUCAGGACUAUUGUUCUAUGGAGCAGGGUGGAGCAGCAACUGCAUGCGGAAGAGCAGGUACCCCUGACUUGAAAAAUCUCCACAGGACCUGUUCUCCUGAGUGAUGGAGCUGGUGAAGUCGGGAACUGCUGUCCCACUCUUAUGACCACAGAGAGAGCUCUCCCACCUGCCUCAGUGGCAUAUGGAUCAUGGUUUUUAACAUACUCGUGCCUGGAUGUCCAUGAGAAAAAUGGACAACGUUUUGGUACUGAGCUAUGAAGACAUCAAAAAGGACACAAGGAAAACAAUAGAGAAGAUCUGCGACUUCCUAGGAAAGAAUUUAGAGCCAGAUGAACUGGAUAUGGUCCUCAAGUACAGCUCCUUCCAAGCAAUGAAAGAAAAUAAAAUGUCCAACAUUAGCCUCAUCACAGAAGAUGUGGUUACUAAUGGAUUGGUCCUCUUGAGAAAAGGCAUGACUGGGAACUGGAAGAAUCACGUCACAGUAGCCCAAGCUGAAGCCUUCAAUAAGAAAUUCCAAGCGAAAAUGGCUGGUUUCCCUCCAGGGUUGUUCCCAUGGGAAUAAGUUCUUAAAACUUUUAAAUAAUGUAUGGACAGUGGGGUUUAUCUUCCUGUUGUUGUACAUGUGAAUGACUUAGUGUGGUCAUAUAAUAAAUACUGUUACUGAA
This is a messenger RNA of Myodes glareolus (Bank vole), 834 nucleotides long. The record is from RefSeq and is a predicted model, not a curated record. NCBI's taxonomy places the organism in Eukaryota, Metazoa, Chordata, Mammalia, Rodentia, Cricetidae.